UUCAUAUCUCAUACUCCAUAAGUCACCCAGAAAUGAGUAACUUGCUAGCAGUUGGACCUAACAUAUUUUCAACGAGUUUAAUAAUUAACUGCCGCCAAUUUGUAGCAGUAUUCCGUACCAAGUAUUCUUGCUAAUAGAGGGAGCAGGAUCCUCACUCCAAAAUAAAAAAAAAAAUGAUUUCUCUGUAAAUUCUUCAUUCACAUCACUUCUUUGCAUCCUGCUUACUUUCUGCUACCAUACAUCCUACAAAUCUUUUUUCUUCUACAAGACUUCGACAUUUUAUUAUAAUUACACAAUUUGAAUUGAUUGAUACAACCCCCCACCAGAAUAUAGAACUAUAACCCUCUAAAUAUCAUACCACAAAGCUGGUCUAAUCGUCAAUCUGGGUUGUAUCAUGUCCUCCUCCUGCUCCACUACAGAAACAACCUAACUCUUUCCAGGAUUUCAGCAUAAUAAAGCAUCUACACUUCCCCUUCUUCAGAACCACCUCUCCCAUCUGCUGCUAAUCCAGUAAACUAUCUGCUCCCCACUAUCACCAUGUCCACCAAGUCCAAAUCUACACUGCCAGAAACCCCAAAGAGUAAAGUUUCACCUGCAACUCCUAGGGGUGGGGGUAAAGUGAGCAGGGGAGCAUCCAAGUUUGAUGCUGACUCGCCUUUGCAGAACUUGCGCUCUUCAGUUGACAAGUCUCCGAAACCGGUUGCUCCUAAGGCUUCUUCUGCGGAGAGGCCUUCCACUAAGCUUGCCACUCCACCUGAUAAAAAGCCAACUCGAAUACUGAAGCCAUCAGAGCUCCAGACAGAACUCAGUCUUGCUCAGGAAGAUCUCAAGCAAGCCAGGGAGAAGAUAGCGUCCGUAGAGAAGGACAAAGCCCAAGCUCUUGAUGAUCUCAAGGAAGCAAAGAGGUUAGCAGAUGAAGCAAACGAGAAGCUUAGGGAAGCUUUGAUAGCUCAAAAGCGGGCGGAAGAGAACUCCGAAAUCGACAAGUUCCGUGCUGUGGAGAUGGAGCAAGCCGGCAUCGAAGCUGCUCACGAAAAAGAGCAGAAAUGGGCGAAAGAGAUCGAAGCAGUGAGGAAUCAACAAGCGUUGGAUUCGUCUUCUCUUCUGUCCAUCACACAGGAGCUUGACCUGGUCAAACACGAGCUCGCCGUGACGAACGAUGCCAAAAACCAGGCUCUCUCCCGGGCAAACGAAGCCAGUAAAGUCGCCGAGAUUCACGCUGAAAAUAUCAAAACCCUAACUGCAGAGUUGGCGCGCGUCAAAUCAAUGGUGGAUUCCAGAUCUGAGAUGAAUCUCGAGAUAGAGACUCUCCGAGAAGAACUCGAGAGAACAAAAAAUUACGAACUGGAAUUGAUGGAGAAAGAGGAUAUCUUAGAGAAACUCAAAGUUGAUUUGGAGGCUUCGAAGAUCGCCGAAUCAUAUGCGUGCAAUUUGGUGGAGGAAUGGAAGAAGACAGUUAAUGCAUUAGAGCUCGAGACUGAAGAAGCGCAUAGAAACGAGAGGUCUUCAUUGGAACAUCUAGAAUCUUCCAUGAAGCAAUUGGAAGAUAGAAACGAAUCGCUCCACAAGGCAGAAUCUGAAAUUGCUUCUCUCAAAGAGAAGAUUAUGUCAUUGGAAUCCUCCAUUGAAAGAAAUAAAGGAGAGCUCGAAGAAUCAGAAUAUCACCUUAAGAUAACCCAGGAAGAGGCCUCUGAGCUUGUGAGAAAGGUCGAAUCCCUUAGCUUCGAGCUAAACAUCAUAAAGGAUGAGAAAAUUCAAGCUUUGAUGAACGAAAAACUAGCAGCCGAGAGUGUCGAAAAGCUGUUGGAAGAAAAAGAUAGACUUCUUGAGGACUUGAAGAAUUCCAGGGAGGAAGAAGAAGCAAGCAAGAGAGCUGUGGAGGAUCUGACAUCAGCUUUGCAUGAAGUCUCUUCGCAAGCGAGAGAAGCCAACGAGAAGCUGUUGUCCAGCCAAGAAGAGACUAAAGAGUAUGAAACACGGAUUGAAGAUCUGAAGAUAGCACUGAAAAACACAAAUGAGAAGUAUGAAGAUAUGCUUGGCGAUGCAAAGCAAGAAAUUGAUUUGCUCACAAAGACUGUUGACCAGUCUAAGCAAGACUAUGAUAUCUUCAAAGCUGAGCAAGAGGAAAAGGAGCGUAAUUUGAUCACAAAAGCCGAGGAAGCAAGUUCUUCAAUGGAAAAAGAAAUUGAUACACUUGCAAACUUAUUAAAACACGCACAAGAAGAAGCUUCGAAUGCAAGAGAAAGCGAAGCAAAUUUGAAAACAAGCUUGAGUGAGACCGAGCGUGAGGUCAUCUAUCUAAGGGAGGUUCUCAGGGACACUAAGGCCGAGGGCAUGAGACUUAUGGAGUCUCUGAUGGAGAAAGAAACCGAACUGCAAAGUAUUCUGCAGGAGAAUGAGGAGCUUCAAAUCCGAGAGGCAAUGGCAUUGAAGAAGAUUGAGGAAUUGUCCUUAAUGCAUGAAGAAGCUUUGGCUAGAAAACAAGAUGGAGAAGACGGAGAGCUUACAGAGACUGAAAAAGAUAUUGAUAUGCUCCAACCAGAUGUAGAACAAAAUGGUGUUGCAGAAGAAAAACCUACGCUAAAGGAAGAAGUUCAAGAAAAUGAAGUGGCCAGAGGUGAACCCCAAGAUGAUAGUAAUGGAACUGAAGAACUUGAAGUGAAAGAGAGUGUGAGGGAAGAAAAGAAAGAUAACGGUUGUGUAGAAGAAGGUGAGUUUGAAAGGCAGGAGAGCUUCCAGUUUGGGGAGAAAGAUUCAAGUCCAGAAAGAGUGGCUGAACCAGAAAAGGAUCCAGAGCAAAAGGAAGAGGUGUGUGAGAAGAAGUAUGAUCAGCCAAAUGGGCUAAAAUCAUCAAUAGAAAAGCAUGACAAUAAUGUGAUUGCCUCUCCGGGAACGCAACAAAGCCCAAAGAAGAAGAAGCCUUUGCUAAGUAAGUUUGGAAGCUUUAUGAAGAAGAAAGGUACUGUGAGCCAGAAGUAACAGACUUACAGACCUUUAGUAGAUCAGAUAUUAUGGAUUGGAACUAUUUGCUUCAUGCUUUUUUAUUGUUCAAAUUCGAUUUGUUUCCUAUUACUUGAAUCGGCAUUAAAAAUGGGGUAGAAACCUCUAGUGGUCUUGUUUUUCUUCUGCUGAUUUGGGUAUUUUCUUACAGCUUAUUUCUCAGUAUGAUAUGUCAUGUUUAGGAGUGUGUCCUUAGUGUGAUUAUAUGCCUGUUGUAUCAGUAUAUUAAACCCUUCAAACGAAAGAUAUUUGAUGUACUAUGGUCUAUGUACUUCUUACAUCUACUUAAUCCAAAUUUGAUCCUAAUGGCUUGUGCUAUGGUUUAACAGUUGCCAUCAGAUCGAUAUUCGAAUAA
This is a messenger RNA of Cuscuta epithymum, 3355 nucleotides long. NCBI's taxonomy places the organism in Eukaryota, Viridiplantae, Streptophyta, Magnoliopsida, Solanales, Convolvulaceae. The record is from the annotation of a GenBank genome assembly.